This is a messenger RNA of Acaulospora morrowiae, 1770 nucleotides long. The record is from the annotation of a GenBank genome assembly. Lineage: Eukaryota; Fungi; Glomeromycota; Glomeromycetes; Diversisporales; Acaulosporaceae.
AUGACACCCUCACCUUCAUCACCAGUUCUUUCGUCCGAAUCACCAAUGGCUAGGGCAUUGAACUUGACCGAGGUCCUCGAAAAUGUGAUUUCUCAUAUAGACAAAUACGAUGUAAAAACCCAACAUUCCGCCUUACUUGUGAAUCGCAAGUGGUGCAAAAUCGCCAGCCCAUAUCUUUGGAGCACGCCAUUUUCCUAUAAUAUCUCUGACAAACGACUUUGCAAGAUUAUACCAAUCUACCUAUCAUUCGUAUCAUCAGAUGUAAUUGAUUACCUAGCGAAAAACGAUGUGAAAAUGUUGACAGAAAAUGGACGAGGAAAUAAAAAUACUUGCAGGACUUUUGAUUAUCCAAAAUUCAUGAGAUCGUUGAACGUAGAUUUUUUGGCUGAUGCAGUCAUUCAGUGGUUGCAGGAGCAGAAUGUUGCAGUAUACGAAACAGAAAGCGACAGUAGUUGUGGGGAUGAGUCCUCGGAUGAUGAAGAACUUAAUGGAGAGUACAGUUCCGUAACUUCUGAAGAUAUCACCGACGAAACAAGCUCGGACGAAGAUAGCGAUUAUGACACCAGUUUGUAUGAAGAUCAAAAUUUAAGCCUUGAUCGUAAGAAUAAUCCGGAAAUAUACGAGAUUGAUGAAUACUUGGUGUCAGAGUUGUGCAAACUUUUCAUGAAUAAAUCUCGAAAAAUAUUGGAACUUAGUAUUGUAGACCUUUCUAUCGACGGAACAUUCAUAAACAAAAUUCCGAGCUAUCCUGGUAAUUCAUGCUUGUCUCAUCUCGAAAUAUUAGAAUUUGAUGGAUCUUUUUGCAACAGAACUUUUGUUAUCGGUUUAGCCAGCCUUUGCAAAAAUCUUACUACAAUUGUGGUUGACGAUAUGGACGAAGAUACUCCGUUCGUUGAAGAACUAUCAACUUUAAUUAGGAACCAGUCGUGCCUUUUAAAUUUUAGUUUGUCCGAUAUUCCCUUGGACAUGUCGAAGGUGAUAACAGCCCUUGAUUCCCAAGUUGAUUCUCUUAAGAACAUUGUUAUUAGAGAUGUAUUGAUUUGUGAUAAAGAAUCUAUCAAAGCAUUGUCUCAUUGUGUUAACGUAGAAUCCAUUGAUCUUUCAUUUGAAGAUAAAAAGUAUUACAAGUCGUUCACUGCUCUAUGGUAUAGCACCUUCCCGAAGCUCAAACAAUUGGGAAUUUCAAUGUACUAUACAUGGCAGGAUCCGCUGUUUAUCGAAAACACCAAGGCGUUUCUCGAACUUAACGGAAAACAUCUAUAUGGAAUCAAUCUAUGUCUUACGACCACCAUCUAUACCUCAAUUCUUCAAGGUAUUGGCGUAUAUUGCCCGAAACUCUCAGCUCUUGAAAUCAAUAGGAUCUAUGAUGGAGUGGGCCAUCUUAUCGAAUUAUUGAAAAUGCCGUUACCAUUAAAGAAAAUUGUAGUCGAAUAUAAUAAAUCAAAACUUCAUCAGGCUAAUGGUGCACUACCACCUCUAAGGGAUUUGAAAGCACUUGAAAAUCUAACUCAUUUUGAAAUCGGAUGGAUCUUUUCGGCUAGAUUCCUGGAAGAAAUACUGAAAGGUUGGGAAGCGCCAAUUCAGAAAUUCUCGUAUUGCAGCGAAGACGAAUUUGAGGCUCACAAAAAAAUUCUAAACGAGUUUGUGGAAAGAAUCAGUUCAAAAUAUGUGAUUAAAGAUCAUAAUGUAACUUCUAGCCCAUUUCAACGGAUAGACCGAAAUGGUUCGAUCUUGAAAAAGUGUAGAAUUGCAUUGUUUGUUCAAUAUUAG